Penicillium daleae is the source of this 2364-nucleotide messenger RNA. RefSeq lists its product as uncharacterized. The record is from RefSeq and is a predicted model, not a curated record. The transcript has 3 exons. Bases 1 to 2364 code for a protein of 787 amino acids. Lineage: Eukaryota; Fungi; Ascomycota; Eurotiomycetes; Eurotiales; Aspergillaceae.
AUGCCACGUUUGUCCCAAGCUCAAGUGGAAGCGGCCGAGAAUGAGCUCUUUACGUAUCAAGAAACUCACUUUGAACUAUCAGCGCGAGUUGAUAUUUCCCGUCUUUCUUGGGAUCGAAGUUUCAAGCGACAAAUGGACGAUCGUCAAAAUGUGAUCAGACUUGAGAAAAUCAUGGAUAUCCAAGGGUGCCAGCGCUUGAAGAAGGAGUGUCAUGUGCCGGUUCUAGUUCCUGCAGCAGACUGGGGCAAUCGUGUCCGUCCGCGGCAAUUGGACGGCACUUGUACUUGGUUAGACGUGGAUAUUGACUAUGAACUUCGCGCCCAAGAUCAUGAGAACCUCAUCACAGCUGCCCGCAAUAAGCUUAGGUCUCCGCGGAAUCAGUGGUGGAUUGUCGAUGUUUACGUAACGGACCGUCAAGAGACCGAACUUCAUUACAUCCCAAACUUGUUGUUAUACAUCUCAUCUAACCCCAAUGAAGCUACCAAUAUAGAAAGCAGUGACUUGCUCCAGGACAAAUUCAUUAGGUCUCUUCGAGAACGCUUCCCUAACGAUCAUACGCCGGCUGAUGGCCUGAUUUAUCAGCGCAUCCGUUAUUACGGUCAAUUAAUCGACCAUUUAGUACAUCCACUGCCGGAAGAUCGCUUGUGGGCUGUAAUAGCAUCAAAUCACUGGUGGGCUAUUUUGGAAAAGACAGCUGGGAGCAAAAAAGGGAAGUAUCUUAAAGCAUUUCUGAAACAUCAGAGCCUGCCCCAGGCUUUUGAUGAUCUAUUGCCAAUACCAGGCAUCUGGGAGGGUAUGCGAAUCGGGUUACUCCACAAGCUGAUUUCGAUGCGAUGUGACGAGCCUAUUAUGAACUACUUGCGCCUCGUCGGCACAACUUUCUCGUACUUGAUGGGAGGAGACGAGUAUUUACCUCUGGUAGAUGGUGUGAGCGUUAAGUUACUUCAGUCUCGAGCACCCAAAGUAUCAGCAAGAGACUUUGCUUUUCUCAAGACCCGAAUGGAAACAGGCGACCUUUUCAAAGAAAUCGAGAAUGAAGCACGGCGUUGUGAAAUAUGGAACCGGCUCGAGGGUAUUGAUUAUCCUAUUCCGACACUGAAGACAUUUUUUAAAGAUAGGCUGUACCUCGAAGUUGCGCGAUCUGUGAUGCAACAGCUUUUCGUUCCUGAUCCUGAUCGAAAGCUCACAAUCGAUGAAGCUGUGGGGGAGCAUUGGGGUACAGCUGUUCCCAUGCCGACCCCUUUCAGGCAGGAAAUGAUUCGUUCCGACCUCUACGAACUCUGGCGGUUUAGUUUUCAAUACGGCUUUGAAAUGACUGACCAUCGGCGAUGCGUGAUUCGCCCAAAGCCUGGGAAUAAUCGUCCUUCCCUGAGCAGUAUGACAGAAAGGCCGGGGACAAUAAAUCGAGCGGUGCUCUGGGGGCACCUUUUUUGGCUUGCCCAACAGAGAAAUAUCUGGCUUCCUUUGGCUGGUGGCUUUCAAGUACAAGAAGCCGAUCUACCUACACCACUACCACAUGACUAUCCUGAAAAUGAGGAAGAAAUUCCGGUCACACGGCGAUGUGGUAAGCCAUUUACGUACUCGGUAGAGGCUGAUCGCUAUGCCUUGACGCAAGAAUCAUUGGAGCAGACUUGGACAACCCCUCGGGUUACAGCAGGAUUUGUCAGCAGAUCUAUCUUCUCGGCUUUUUUUGGAUAUCUCAAUCCCAAUAGACAUAGUACGCAGGAUUGCCCUACUGAAUCGAACAAUGCUGCCAGCGAUAAUACCCUGCAUAGGGAAGACCUCUCAUCAGACAUAUCAGUCGAUAUGCCUGAUGAGAUAUCUCACAAUCCGCCGAAUGAUCAUUCAGAACGCCACUCAGACCCUAUGACAGAUGUCUACUCAGGACAAGAGUUCAAUCCUCUCAUGCCCUCACAACAACUGUUGUGGGGGAACCAACAGCCUCUCUUCUUCGCCAUGAACGUUUCAAUUCCAGGAGAGCCCAUUCGAGAGCUGAAGCUGCCAAAUGAGCAACAGACUCUGAGCAACUUUUUUGGUGGGCUGGAGCGACAUCGGUUUCACAUAUAUAUCCCAGGAGAGGACCAGCGGGCUCUUCACGCCGAUUGGUGUUACUCAGCUUAUGAGCGUAAUCCGCACCAACUGUUACAUGCUGACUUUCUUCCGGAAUGUUCCUUUGAGCAAGUCGACUCUACAGCUUCUGGGUACACGCCGAGAAAAAGGAGACGAACGGACGGUAUUGCUGAACUGGAAGCUGUUAAAUCUUGGCUCGAGGAGCAACUCGCAGAGCUGCAAGCCUGUAACAAUGCGAUGCAGGUUCCCUUUCAGUUUUCGCUAGGCGCCGAAAACACAUUGGAGGAAAUAUGA